GUUGUUGGCUUCUGCUUUCAUGUGGCAUCCACUGCAAGAAGGUGUUGUGAGAACCAGUGAGCCCCUCUUUUCCUCCAUCACUGACUGAGGGACGUGAGCUGUGGAGGAUCUCACCAGUGGCCCUGCCAGGACUGACGCCAGGGCUAGGAAGCCCUCUCACCGCUCCCGUGCCUUGCAGUGGCUUUACACAACUCCGCGAUAUUAGAACUUCACAGAAGCCAAAGCCGCCACAAAGGGGACAGAGCAUUGACUGGACCAUGAAGCCCUCAGCCCUGUGGAUUGUGGUGGAAUGUGCUUGCAGAAUGCUUGGGGUCUCAACAGCAGCAGUGCUGUGCGCAGUGGGGGUGGAAACCUUGCGUCAAGGGAAGUUCCACAACCUGGCCAUUUACCUCCUCGUGUCCUCUGGAGGCAUGAUGGUACUGGAGGUGUCCUACUUCGUAGAUGCCCUCUUGGCGAUGUGCCUGCCCUGCCCUCCGCAGUGGAUGAUCUUUGUCUUGUGGAAAAAGGUGGCGAACCUUGGUGGUUUCCAGAAAUUUCUGUAUUACACCAUAAUGUCUGUGGUGUGUUUCCUGCACCCAGUGCUUGCAUGGCAUGCUGUCAUCCCAGGAACCAUGCUGUUGGUUACCGGCUUGGCCUACUUCAUCCUGAGCAAACGGAAAUAUGCAGGGCUGUCCAAGGAGGCAUGUCCCCACGAGCACUACUCCGAGGCACUGACUGCGGCCACCUACACCUGCGAGUCCGGCGACACGGGCCACACCUACUCUUUCCUCCGUCUGGUGGGCGGCAGGAGGGCAUCUGCACUAGUGUCCUUCCCUGGCAUGGGUGGAGCAGGGGGUGUGGCACAGGGCAGGCCACAGGGGGUGCAGGAUCGCCCCCAGGGGCCCAACAGAAAGAGCGACAGACGACACGUUCACUUCACAGAGGGCACACAGAGUGAAACUGAGCUGCAGGAGUACGAGGACCGGGAGCCCGAGGAGGUGACCUGUGACAAAGCCCCCAUGAUCCAAGUGUGACCGACUCUGUGGCUGUGACUAUGGCUGUGAAUGGUAUCAUGUUCGUCUAUCUCGCUGUCAGAGCACAGUAUCGUUCCCGUCUCAUUUCGUCCCUGGACAGUGAAAUGUGCUCGUUCUUCUCCAGGCUGUCUUCUCAACACAAUAUUCAUAUUUCAGUGCCCUGAAAGCGAGUUGCUAGAACUACAUAUAACUCCACGUCCCUUUUUAAAUGUAGUUAAACCAGAUCAAAAGUAUAUUUUUAGAAAUCAUUUUCAAACACAGGAUUAUGAUCUGAUUCUUUUUUUACAAUUUAUAUUUAUGUAUGUGCAGCACAUAAACUGCACACA
Scleropages formosus (Asian bonytongue) is the source of this 1339-nucleotide messenger RNA. It is a transcript of the gene tmem72, whose product is annotated as transmembrane protein 72. The record is from RefSeq and is a predicted model, not a curated record. Lineage: Eukaryota; Metazoa; Chordata; Actinopteri; Osteoglossiformes; Osteoglossidae. The transcript has 5 exons. The coding region runs from base 258 to 1013 and encodes 251 amino acids.